CCCCUGUACGGACCUGUUGCUAGGUGAGUGAUCUCAGAUGACCUUCUCCUCCUGCAUCAGAUCAAAGUCGCUGAAGUUUUUUUUUCCCUCCUCGCCCCUGUCUCUCUCCCCCUUGACUUGUUCACCCAUUUCCUCCUCGCCCUGCGCACCAUGUCUCACUCUUACCCUCGAUAUUUCGAUCUCUCCCCGUCCUUCACCCUCUUCCACAUUCCGUCCAUGCCCUCGCCACUGCCGACCAUCAGUAGUCCACCCACUCAACACUCUCACCUAAAGCUCAACAAAUCGCUACCACCUCACCAUGGCUGCCAACUCUGAGGAAUCGUCUCCGACCGAUUUCGCUUUCGAGCCACCGUCCAUGGAAGUGUUCUCCGAGCAUUCGUUCAAGCACGAUGCCCUCAAAACGCCAGGGUAUGCAACGAAUGGCAAUUCAUUCGCUUCAGCCUUUACUCCGUCUUCAGCUUCUUCUUUCCUCACCAGUCAGACUUACCCGGGCGUACCGACCUACACGUAUUCCGCCAAUUCAGCUUCUUCCUUCUCGUCUGGUUCUGGAUCCAUAGGCAGCGCAUCAUUCUCCUCUGCCGAUGCUCUUCCCGCCAUCUCGCGAGACUUUGUCAGACCCAGUGAAAAUGAAACUCGUCGGCCAGCAACAGCCGGUGGAGCACUGCAAUCUCGCAGUCCCUUUGGCGGUUUCAUGACAACGGAUACGCACGAUAGGGGACGAAGUGCGACUGCAGCAAUUGAGGAUAACAAACCAGAGACCAUCGAUGAGGGCGCCGAGUCCAUAUUCGCCAAUCCAUUCGGAUCACCAGACAAGACGGAAGAUUUGAGCAGGAUGGCUUCAAACGACCUUGACCUUUCUGCUUUCACCGCAGAUGUCAGACGUGCUACCGAGCCUCAAUUCCAUCCAUUGAGCAUACAGACUUCAUGGGAUAAUGCCAAUACCAGCGGUCUCCUUGAAACGCCCGAACAGCCUCAAGGAAACCAAUCGUCCCCACACAAUCAGUUCCCUCUGACAUCCGCCCCUCCCAAUGUCACUCAGUUCAGCUUUCUCAACGGACCUCCUCAACAGCAAAUGCAAAUGCAGCGACCACAGACCGUCAACUUUGGUGCGAGACCUCAGACGUCGGAUGGCAUUCCAAGUUAUGGCGCAUUGAACGCUGGAGGCGUAUCACUCCCUUCCGCCAGGACGAUCGUCAGUCAGAUAGAUCCCUCAGGAGCGUUCACUCAGCAAUUCUUCACACCUCAGACUAGCAACAUGAUGCCAUUCAGGGAUGCGAGAGCUGCCUCACUCAGCGACAUGUCUCAACCAUACGCCGCGCCGCACUUUUCACAAAGGCACUAUUCAAUCGCGACGGAGAGGCCUCGUGCGGGAUACGUUGCCAAAGACUCGGCACAUCAAGAACUCACCUUUGUUCCCCUGGGUGGACCGACCCCGAAGAAGCGACCUAGACGAAGGUACGACGAAAUUGAGCGAUUGUACCUCUGUGGUUGGAAUGGUUGCGAAAAGUCUUACGGGACGUUGAAUCAUCUGAACGCCCAUGUGGCCAUGCAGAAACAUGGAGAGAAGCGUCUGCCGUCAGAAUUCAAAGACAUGCGAAAACAAUGGCGCAAAAAGAAGAGGGAUCAAGCUGCCGCCGUCGCCAACGCGCAGUACAUGUCUGCCAAUCCAAGUUGGCAAGCCAAUGGCCGACCAUCCAUCGCGAACGAAUCAGACUUUGACCGCCGGGAUUCCGUGGCAUCCAUCUUUUCCUCUGCAUCAGAAUACGACACGCAUCGUGGUUCAUUGUCGUACCCAAACUACUCUUGGCCACCGGCAGAUUCAUCUCGACCCAAUACGUCAAGCUCGGUCGCUUCAACGGCGGACGGUAGACAAUUCGUCCAAGGGUACAAUCACAGCAUGCUCAACGCUGUACCUGUGAACCGGAGGGCGUCAGUGCCUUCUCACAUGGCUCUACCUCCCGGACCGACUGCUCAGAGUCAGCUCCCACACGGAGAUCACCCGACGCCUACACAGCAGAACCCGUAUGCCGACCGAGCAGAUACGACCUUCUUCCAGACCUUGACUAGUCCGAUGCCUGCUGGAACCCAAUUUGGCCAGACGUUUGCAUUUCAGCGCUAGCGAGGUCAGCAGAUUCGAUCGUUUUUAUCUCUGUGCGCAAUCUUAGUGACCCCGAUCUGUCGCCUGUCACAUCUUUUAGACGUCCGUUUCUUGGCUCUCAGGCUUGGCAAGCGCGAAUCACGACUUAAUUGGUAUCUUGUUCUCAUAGCAGUCUUGGGUCUCUUCGCCGGAUACUGCGAGACUGCUUAUUGUAUCUAUACGAGUGAGAAGAAACUAGUUUGAAGAUCUGCUCGCUUUUGGGCGUACAGAUAGUGUAUAUGUUGUUCCGGUUCAAAUGUGCUUUGUGAUGAAUGAUUCG
Molecule: messenger RNA, 2417 nt
Organism: Kockovaella imperatae
Lineage: Eukaryota; Fungi; Basidiomycota; Tremellomycetes; Tremellales; Cuniculitremaceae
Exons: 2
Coding region: 299-2119 (606 amino acids)
Biological process (GO): regulation of DNA-templated transcription
Source: RefSeq, a predicted model, not a curated record